AUGGAUAGUGCUAAAAAGAAUGCAUCGAAAAGGAUUGCAUUCGUGUAAAAAUUAGAAAUGAUUGACAAGUCAAUUGUACAUAAUACCUAUCAUUAAGAAAUUUAAAAAACAUUUUUGAAAAAAAGCAUUGAAAAAGAAUAAAUAGGAAUAUUAAUAGAAUAAGUUAAAGAGUAGGAUGAAUUGAGCAUUUAAUAGAGACGUGUGAAUCAAUUAGUAAAUCUGAAUCGAUAACUUGAUGAUCAAAUUCAAAAGAAUGAUUUAUUGCAAUAAUAAAAAAUAAUGGAGGACAUGAAUUCAAUUUUGAGUAGCUAGCUCGAUCACUUUAUUAAUCAAUAAGCAGAUAGAAAUUAGAUAUUAAAUCGAUUAUAAAGUGAUUUUAAUGCCAAUCAUUAGAGUAUGCAAAUAUUGGAGGGAGAAUAUUUGAUUACAGAAUUCAAAAAAAUUAAUCAGAUGGAUUAAUCCAUAUAUCAAUAACAAUCCAAAGAAUAUAGCGAUCUCUUUGAAAUAUAGUAUUAAAUGUAAGAAGAGUUGAAAAUAAUUAAUGGAGAACUUGAGAAAUUUCAAAAGUUGAAUUAGACUAAUAAUAUAUAAAAUUAUGUGCUCUAAGGUUGUGGUAAUAAAAAAACACAAUAUUAUUGUCAAAAGAAAAAAAUUAGAACCUUUUGCAUAUUUUAUAAUAAAACAAAUGAAUAUGAUUAGACUUAUUAGCCUUAUUUUAAAAUUAAGAAUCAAAAGUAAAUCUCAUUUGAAAACAACGAAUUAUUGAAUAAUGAAAACACUUCAAUUAAUUUAUGGUCAAGCUCAAAAUAAAAGGUUAAAAAGCUGAAUCCUUAUAGAUGUCAAUUCUAUAAAUUUGAUCAAAUUUUCUAAAGAAAGGAAAAUUCAAGACUGAGUCAAUAUGAAUAAUUGUUUAAUUAAUUGGAGUUGUUCAUUAAAGGGACUCUUUAUAAAUAGAUUGACUUAAUUCUUAAGAGUUAUGCAUUUAACAGUCAAGAAUAUCAUCUAAUUUAUAAUCAAGAUUUAAAUGAAAAUGUAGAAAAAAUUAGAAAAUUGUGCGAUAAGGAAAAGGCUGAUACUAGCAAUAAAUUGAUCGUAUUACUUUGUGAUAAAAAUAGAGGAUUAAUAGUUUAAUUAGUUAGUGAUGUUGUUAAGAUUCUCUCUCAUUUCAAUAAUCAAUUGAUUGAGGUCAAUAGUUUGAUAUUGACACUUACAAAAUUUUAGAUAAAGGACUAAUAGAGCGAAGACAUUUUAGAAUGCAAUGCUUAAAAUAUAGAGAUGAUGCUUGAUUGUUUAAGGAGUAAAGAGAUAUUCAGAACAAGUUAGUUUCAUUUAAAAAUUGAAAUCAAUUUAACUAAUAAUGUCAAAAGAAUUUUACAUAUUUUGAUGUUAGCUCCACUUUUAAUAGAGAACAAUGAAUUAUUUUGCAAACAAUUUAAGAAUAUCUUUAAGAGGGAGAAAGCAUUUAAAGAGUAAAUAGGAACUAGAAUUGAAAGCAUUGUUAAAAAUAUUGACAAAAUCAUAAUCAUAACAUAAAUACCUGAGAUGAUUCAAACUAAAGAAAAUUCUGCAAAGAAGAUCUCCAUAAUAUAAAAUAUAAUUAACUUUUCAUCUUUACUUGUAGUUAAACAAGAAAAUUGA
This is a messenger RNA of Paramecium tetraurelia, 1638 nucleotides long. RefSeq lists its product as uncharacterized. The record is from RefSeq and is a predicted model, not a curated record. NCBI's taxonomy places the organism in Eukaryota, Ciliophora, Oligohymenophorea, Peniculida, Parameciidae. The transcript is spliced from 4 exons.